Molecule: messenger RNA, 1300 nt
Organism: Aspergillus heteromorphus CBS 117.55
Lineage: Eukaryota; Fungi; Ascomycota; Eurotiomycetes; Eurotiales; Aspergillaceae
Exons: 2
Coding region: 184-1134 (316 amino acids)
Cellular component (GO): COP9 signalosome
Source: RefSeq, a predicted model, not a curated record
CUCCUACCACCACCCGAUUGAGCCCCAACCCCACAUUCUGCGUGGUAACACGCUGCCCUCUCGCUAUACUCCAAACCAACAUGCCUCUCUGAGCGUCAUCUCACCUCCAAAACCAAAGCAAACCAUUCACCCCUCCCAACCAACAGCCAUCAUCCCCACCACCACAGCUCAAGAACCACCACCAUGGACCAAAUACACACCCGGGCGCUUGAAGCCCUACAGCCCUUCGUCCACCUCGCCAACUCCAACAGCGCGACCUCCCCCCGCUUCACCACCAACCUCAUCACCAACGCCACCUCCAGCCCGAACACCUACGUCUUCGCCGAACUCCUCGAGACACCAGCCAUCCAGGCCCUCCGGGCGCCCGACACCCCAGAUGAAUACAAAGGCUACCUGACUCUCCUCGAGAUCUUCGCCUGGGGCACAUGGCAAGACUACCAGGCAACCCCCAACCUGCCCCCGCUCAACGAAACCCAAACGCUCAAGCUCCGCCUCCUCUCCCUGCUCACCCUCUCAACGACCCUCAAACCCCUCACGUACAACUCUCUCAUGAGCGCACUCUCAAUCACCGCCCCCUUGGACCUCGAAUCCCUCGUCACAAAAGCCAUCUACUCCUCACUGAUCACGGCGCGCUUAUCACCCGCAACCAACCCGCCCACCGUCAACGUGACGGCCGUGGCUCCGCUACGGGACGUGAAGCCGCAGUCUCUGGGCCCGAUGGUCUCGAUCCUCACGCAGUGGGAGACGCGGUGCGGUGACGUGAUCGGGGACAUUGAGGCCGAGAUCGCGCGGAUCAGGACGCAGUCGGUCCGACGGAGGGCGGAGGAAUAUGAGCGGAAUGUGUUGUUUGAGAAGGCGCUGGCGGGGUGGGGGGCUGAGUCGGGGGAGGGCGGGAAGAAGACCGCCGGUUGGCAGGGAAGAGACAGGGGGGGUGGUUUGGGUGGUGGGAAUAAGCGCGAGUUUAGUGCGGAUGACUUCGAUGAUGAUGGGUACUGGGAGCAUGGGCUGGAAGGGGAUAUGCAGGGACUUGGGUCGAGGAUGGAUGUUGAUGAUGGCGCUGGGUCGUCGUCGAGACUGGGGGCUGGGGGGCUGGGAGCAAGGCAUCCUAAGCGGGUAUUGGGGAAGAAGUCAUAAGUUAGUUGGAUAGACAAAUAUGGAUUUCUUGAGGGUUGCUCAGAGCAACUGGCAUGGCAUGGCAUGGCAGGGACAGGUUGAGGCGUAUGAAUGAAGGUGAUUGACUAAUCGCACACUUACUAUCUCAAUGAUUAUGGUAUUAGCGGCAGAGCCAGUUCCAAUUCAG